AUGGAAAAUGUUAUAGCACAAAUUGAACACACACGCAAAGUGAAUUCUAAAAUGAGAACAAGUACAGACCUACUACACAGGGAGAUACUUAAAAUAAGAAUUAAUCAAUGCACUCGGAAGAAAGAAUUAAAUACUCGAAAACAAAAGAUAAAUGAAUAUAAGAAAACAACAGAUAGCUACAGAAAAGCAGUUGUUCUAUUAAAAUUAUCACAUAAAGUAGAAAAAAUGUCUCAAAUGCGAAAUAAAAUUCACGAUCAUCUUCACAAAUAUGAAUUACAACUAAACAAUAUCGAAAAUCACAAUUAUAACAGUGAAAUCGAUGAAAUACGUCAAAAGAAGACUGAUUUACAACGAAAAAGAGAUAUGAUCAUCGCUAAACUCAAAGAGAAAGCAGAUGCACUAGAAGAAUUGAAGAAAAUCGAGAUUGAUACAGAAAAAAUGCAAAAUGAAGUUAAUUUACUCAGUCAGAAGAAAGAAUUUCUCGAAAAUAAAAUUUCAUCAAUGAAAAACGCCGAGGAAGAAAGUUACACACAAGAAGAAACAAGUGAAAUAUCACCAUCAGAAUGCUCAUUUGAAGAAGAUGCAAUAGAAAACGAUAUUACAGACAGUUUGUUUUUGAAGUGUGAUGAGUUUGACAGGAGAUCAUCAGAAUUGCACGAAUAUGAAAAUAUUAUCACUGAAUUUGAAAGCGAUUGGGAAGAAUUGAAAGCAGACGAUAUUUAUUCAUAUGAAGCUAAGAUGCAGAAGUUGAAUUGGCUCUUGGAUCAGUCUAACAAUGCCAAUACACUUCUACUUCAAAUAGAUGAUAUAAAUCAGAAAAUUUUUGAUUCAAAUUUAAAGUUAGAUGAACUCAAGGACCAGAGGAGUCAUUUGCUGAAAAUUAAUUCAACAAAAUACAAUGAUGUUGUUGAGAGAAAACUCAAUGAGCUCAAAAAUCUCACUGAUCGAAGAAUUGAACUGGAAAACAUGCUUGGAUGCGAAAACCAUUCGAAAACACUUAUUGAUACCAUUAUAGAAGAUGCACAAUCUGCCAUAGACGAACCUAUCACUUCAACAAAAUUAUUUUGA
This is a messenger RNA of Trichomonas vaginalis G3, 1068 nucleotides long. RefSeq lists its product as uncharacterized. The coding region runs from base 1 to 1068 and encodes 355 amino acids. The record is from RefSeq and is a predicted model, not a curated record. The transcript has a single exon. NCBI's taxonomy places the organism in Eukaryota, Parabasalia, Trichomonadida, Trichomonadidae.